Molecule: messenger RNA, 1383 nt
Organism: Paramuricea clavata
Lineage: Eukaryota; Metazoa; Cnidaria; Anthozoa; Malacalcyonacea; Plexauridae
Source: the annotation of a GenBank genome assembly
AUGGAAGCCUGCGAAGACCGAUACGUCCAUUACCUUUCCCAGUACCUUGCACCACGAGCCAUGUCAAUAGAGGAAAUCCAACAGGCCUCUAUCAACGAUCCAGAACUGGCACAGAUACGAACCUGUUUACAAACAAACCAGUUAUACAAGAUUCCACCACCCUACCAAUCAGUCGUGGAUGAACUCUGUGUCACUAACCAAAACAUCCUUCUUCGUGGGAACAAAAUCGUCCUUCCAGCCGACCUCCGACAAAAAGCCAUAUCCUUAGCUCACGAAGACCACGCAGGGAUCACAAAGUGCAAACAACGCAUCCGAGCAAAACUGUGGUGGCCGCAGAUGGACAAGCACGUCGAAGCUCACGUCAAAUGUUGUCAUCCCUGUCAAUUGGUAGCACAACCACCACGCCCUGAACCAAUGCGUCCAACAGAGCUACCCAAAGAACCCUGGACCGAGUUAGCAAUCGACAUCUGUGGACCAUUCCCGACUGGUGAGUACAUUGUUGUUCUCACAGACUACUACUCCAGAUGGCCCGAAGCCAAGAACCUCAAAACCGUUACCUCCGCUACAAUUCUGAAGUGGCUCAAUUCCAUCUUCGCCCAACAUGGCUAUCCCACAGUCCUGAAGUCGGACAACGCCUCCUACUUUACCUCUACACAAUUCAAAACGACCCUACAGUCCUGGGGAGUCCAGCACAAAACCGUGACCGAAUACUGGCCACAGGCAAAUGGUCAAGUUGAACGAUUCAACGAAGUCAUCAAGAAACAUGUCCUCACAGCACAAGCAGAGCAAAAGGACUGGAGAGAAUCACUACCAAACCUACUUCUCCACUAUCGAACCACACCCCACCGAAUCACUGGACAGACCCCAGCAAAACUACUCAUGAAGAGGGAACUUCGAACCAAGAUCCCAGCAAUUUCCACGGUGGACCAACCAACAGAUUGGCACGAGGAAGUGCGAAGAAAAGACGAUAACGAGAAGUCCAAAGCGAAAGCAUACACCGACAAGAAACGUCAUGCAGCGGAACGAAAAUUGAUCGUAGGAGAUAAAGUUCUGGUCAAACAGAAGAGAAAAACCAAGUAUUCGACAAAGUUUUGCAAAGAUCCGAUGACAAUCACGAAGAUCAACGGAACACAGAUCGUGUUAACAGAUCUCCAUGGUAAACAGCACCGACGAAACUCUUCUCAUGUCAAGAAAUAUUGGACCACAUCAGAACCGAACAACGUAGAAGACGAGGAUUUCGUUGCAGAAUCCCAACCACCACAAAGCACCACUGAAGAAACCCCACCAGACAGCUACCCAAACAUUCCCAUCAUCCAACCAGACCCAACCCCGCUCCGCAGAUCCACACGAGAGAAAACCGUCCCAGAUCGCCUUAGAUAUUGA